CCGACAGUACACCAAACCAGCCAAUUUCUCGCCUCUUUCUUUCCCAAGCGAGCGCGCGAUGUACAGUGGCUAUACCACGAACCUCGGAAUCCUCGCUAUUCAGCAGCUACUGCCCAUGUUGCUCGGAUAGUAUGUAGCAUCACGCCUACAGCCGGAGUAUACACAGCCAUGUAUGCUGCUCGCGCACCACCACCUCUGGUAUUCCUUCACCGGCCAUUUACUCUAGAUCGAAAACGCGUUCCUCGAGGCGCAAAUGUUUUGAGCUCACACGUCGGUUUUGACGAAGUUCUGACGACUGGCUGGAACGAAGCCUUGGCCGAGCGACUGGAUUUAUAUACCGGCGAGGACGCUGUAUGCAUACAAGGCUACAAAGGCGACCCAGACCGACGUAUAGGUCUUGUGGCCGCAUUCCGCACACCUGCAACGCUCGGAACCGUCUCUGAUCGCAUCAAGCGCGAAUUUGGGCAGUGGGAUGCUGUGCAUGGCGCUGAUGUUGACAGCGAAACCGACAUGGCACAACCCGUGACCGUGGUUGCUAUCAUGAAUGCCUUCCAUCCUGAAGAAGUACAACGGGUCUCCGAAGCUGCGCUAUCCAAGGGCUGGAUCGCAGACAUCGACCAAGGAGACAGUAUAGUCUAUCUUACUGGCCAAGCAAGGGAACCAGGACUUGCCGCCGCACUCGAAAAGAAAAUGAAAGUCUUCUGUGUCGGUCAUCGCAGCUGUGAGGAAUGGGGUAUCAGAUUUAUUGCCUCUGAGUUGAGACGAGAGUUCCCAAUGGUUGAUGUCGCCGAAGUGUUCGAGGAUGAAGAGCCG
Messenger RNA from Aureobasidium namibiae CBS 147.97, 813 nucleotides. RefSeq lists its product as uncharacterized. The transcript has a single exon. NCBI's taxonomy places the organism in Eukaryota, Fungi, Ascomycota, Dothideomycetes, Dothideales, Saccotheciaceae. The annotation marks the transcript as partial. The record is from RefSeq and is a predicted model, not a curated record.